GCGAACUUGAGGCAGUGGGGCAGUUCGCGACGGUCCGAUCACAGGUCGAGGACGGCAGCCGUGUCGGCCUUGGCUGUCGGUGUUACUGCAGCGGCAGCCGCCAUCGCCGCCGCCGCAAGAGUUCAGACAGUUCCUCUGGGCGGGUUCCGCGAGACACACGUAAGGAUGCGACUGGCAACGCCGCUGGUGGUGCUCCUGUGCUGCACAGCGACCACCGUAGGACAACAACAACAACAACAACAGCAACACCAGCGACAACAGAGCAGCGCGGCGAGGCAGCGCGCGCUGGCGGAUGUCUGGCUGUACGAGCGCUUCCGCGAGAUCAGCACCCUGUUGCUGGCGCCUAGCAACCGAGCCAGGAACUUCGAGCGCGUCCGACGGCUCAACGGGCUGCAGCCGGACGUCCCCUCGGACCGGCCCUUCCCGUGCGACACCCGCCUCGGACGCUCGCCCUCGCCCCCGGACUCUGUGCACCGCCUGCGGCCCGGAGACAUCGACGUCGUCGCCGCACUGGGCGACAGCCUCACCGCCGGCAACGGCAACGCCGCCUCCAACCUGUUGCAAGUAGCUGUGGAGAACAAAGGACUCUCCUGGACCAUAGGAGGCGAGGGCAGCUGGCGCCGCUUCCUGACGCUGCCCAACAUCCUGAAGGAGUUCAACCCACGGCUGGUGGGCUUCUCGCUGCACGACGCGCUCUCGCACCAGAAGGCGUCGCAGUUCAACGUGGCCGAGGCGGGCGCCAUGAGCCGCGACGUGCCCUUCCAGGCCAGGCUGCUCGUCCGGCGCAUGCGCGCGCACCCUGCCGUCGACUUCGACAAGCACUGGAAGCUGGUGACAGUGAUGGUGGGGGAUAACGACUUCUGCCUGGACAUCUGCUACGGAGACACUGCGAAGAAAGCUGCGGAGAAUCAUCGGAGGGAUCUGAUAGACACACUGGACUACUUGCGUCAGAACCUGCCACGCACUCUCGUCAGCGUCGUCGUCACUCCACACAUGGACAUCAUCAGGAACUUCACGACGCGGUCUUUGUUGUGUGAGCUGGUUAAUGACUUAGAGUGCCCCUGCAUGUUCGGCCUGCGCUUUGAUAACAGACGUCAGGAAUUAACUCGCGUCAUGGACGACUGGCAGAAGGUGGAUGAGCAGGUGCCUGCCGAUAGUCGCUAUGCGGGUCUGACAGAUUUUGCUGUGGUGACGCAGCCGUUCACCAAAUCGCUCAUCUUUCCUAAUAUUACGACGGAAGCCGGCCAUCGUACAGAUUACUCCUUUCUGUCGCAGGACUGCUUCCACUUCAGUCAGAAGGGUAUGGCGAGAGCUGCCAAUGCACUGUGGAACAACAUGAUGGAGCCGGUUGGCCGUAAAUCCGAGGACUGGGAUGAUACAUUCUCCCGCUUUCUAUGUCCCACUGAGGAACGGCCGUAUAUUUACACCUCUGGGAACAGCGGCGUCUGAAUAUUUCACGAGUGGUGCAACAGCUACAAAUGUUGAAGACAGUUUAAGAAACAGCACACGGUUACCUGCUUAGUUUUUAUAAGGAUGGAACCACAUGUACGAGUACAAAGUCAAGAUACCUAAGAUUACCUGUGUAUUCAACUUGAAACAGUAUUAUCGGAAGUAAAUGUCUACCGCUCAACAGAUGGUCCCUCACCAGGAUUCAAAACAAAAAGACCAUUACAACUCAGAUCACGUCGUUGGAAGCGUUAUAGUCUCCGAUCUCCUAUGAAAUCAUUAAUUAUUAGUGUAGUGGCAAUGCGUUUGCGUGAGAUUUUCAAUGUCAGAACUACACAAUGGCACGUUUUACUAUGCCGAAAUGUGCAAUAUUAAAAACAGUGCAGGUUUUAUCCGUUGCACUUACAUAAUGAGCGUAAAUUUAAUUACCAUAAUUUCUAAUAAGCUCUAUGUUAUAGAAACAGCUAAUAUUUUCAAGUAACAUUCAGCAGCAUAAUCAAACUGUUGAUGUUUGAAUGGAUUAUGUGUUGACAAAGAUUAAAAUUUGUGCAUCAGUUUCCAGAUUGCAGCUCUUGUAGUGUCAAAAAUUUGCGCAGACCUUCAUUCUGAUGGUUGUACUGGUCAAUGUACAUAAGCAUUUUUUGUGAAUUUUUAACUACUUGAUUCUAGUCAUAUGAGUCUAUUGAAAUCAGUUAUUUUUAUACUUAUCUGCUCUUUACGCUUUUCAGAGGUAAAAGAAAAUAAUGUAACAUUAAUGUAUCUAUCCAACCAUCAAAUUUGUUGUUUGUAAAAUUUCUGUAAAUAUAAGUUGACCACUGUUUCUUUAAAUUACGUUGCUAGUAUUAUUAUGGAAUUGUGUCUGUUCAUUGCUGUUUUACUUUCCUAGAUUAAUAAUAUUGUUUCGCAAUUUAUGUACUGAUUUAUAGGGAGGAAGAUAAGCUUUGUAUCUUCCCCAUUUGUAACUUCCUUGCUGUCUAGAAUUUAAAGCCUUUGUACCCCACUAUUUGCUCAUAGUGGAGUUAAUAAUGAUUCUCUGCA
This is a messenger RNA of Schistocerca gregaria, 2484 nucleotides long. RefSeq names its product phospholipase B1, membrane-associated-like. The record is from RefSeq and is a predicted model, not a curated record. Bases 166 to 1449 code for a protein of 427 amino acids. Gene Ontology annotation, molecular function: glycerophospholipase activity. Gene Ontology annotation, biological process: phospholipid metabolic process. The transcript is spliced from 8 exons. Lineage: Eukaryota; Metazoa; Arthropoda; Insecta; Orthoptera; Acrididae.